CACCUUCUUCUACCUUUCAAAGCCGGCCGUAACGUGAUGGAUUCAAACUUCAUAUGCCUUAUAUAUAGAACCGGCCCUCCAUCGGUUCUUCAAACCAUUCCAACAAGGCAGAUCAUAGCCUUUUCGUCUCAUAACAAAAUACCAAUUUGAGUCCGAUAGAGGGACACCGGAAUUUUAACUUUACAUCGCUUUGCAGAAUUUCUGUAGCCAUGGUUACCGGCCAACUUGAUUGCUUGAUUCAAUUCGACAGGUUAAAUUGUCAGGAUGAUGCUACCUCCAGUUCUAAUCCCUUAUUUGGUCUGUUAGACCUUUUUCUUUUGGGUACAGUUUUCACCAAAAUAAAGAGUUAUUUCCCAAAGUUUUGGUUUUUCCUUCUGUCCCAAAAACAUGUCUCAGAUUCUGAGUUGAGCCACCAAGAGAAUUCGGUUCCUGGAAUCAGAGAGGACGGGGCUCUUGGUAGGGACGAAGUGAAAAUGGUGAUGGAAAAAUUAGGGCUUUUUUGCAGCUCAGAAAGUGAGGAACUUGAGGCUAAAUAUAGUUUGGGCGAAGUUUCUGAUGCGUUUGAAGAGGAGGAGCCAAGCCUCGAAGAGGUGAAGCAAGCAUUUGACGUGUUUGAUGUGAACAAAGAUGGCUUUAUUGAUGAAAGGGAGUUGCAGAGAGUUCUGUGUGCUCUGGGUUUCACCGGAGCUGCAACACAACGAGAGAACUGCCAGAAAAUGAUCAGGAACUUCGAUGAGAAUGGAGAUGGAAGAAUAGAUUUCAGGGAAUUUGUAAAAAUCAUGGAGAACAGCUUCUGCUGAUUUGUUCUUCCUUGGUUUAAACAUCUAUUAAAUAUCAGUCAUUGAUCCAACCAAUUUUUAUUUUC
Molecule: messenger RNA, 865 nt
Organism: Neltuma alba
Lineage: Eukaryota; Viridiplantae; Streptophyta; Magnoliopsida; Fabales; Fabaceae
Product: probable calcium-binding protein CML45
Exons: 1
Coding region: 210-800 (196 amino acids)
Molecular function (GO): calcium ion binding
Source: RefSeq, a predicted model, not a curated record